Molecule: messenger RNA, 2505 nt
Organism: Echinococcus granulosus
Lineage: Eukaryota; Metazoa; Platyhelminthes; Cestoda; Cyclophyllidea; Taeniidae
Product: ATP-dependent RNA helicase DDX19A
Exons: 13
Coding region: 1-2505 (834 amino acids)
Biological process (GO): iron import into the mitochondrion
Cellular component (GO): mitochondrial membrane
Molecular function (GO): ferrous iron transmembrane transporter activity; ATP binding; RNA helicase activity
Source: RefSeq, a predicted model, not a curated record
AUGCAUACUUUGUAUGAGCUACAAUUAGCUGUGAUUUUUUGGUCUUAUCAGCGCGCUUUGCCCGCUCACUUGUUGUCGUGGCAUGAUCUUCCAGAUGGCUCCUCGCCAAUAAGUCACAUGGUUGCUGGCUCCUGUGCUGGAAUUAUGGAGCAUAGCGUAACCUACCCAACCCGGUUGCAGUGCCUGCGCCCUUUAGGUGCUCACCGAUAUAUCAGUUUGACUGAGGGUCUUAAACAGCUCUUUCGUCAAGAGGGAUUUCUUCGGUCUUUUCGUGGAAUCGGAGCCGUAGUUUUUGGUGCAGGCCCAGCUCACGCACUCUACUUUGGUCUAUACGAGCACAUGAAAUCUAUUCUUGUCUCCCAGACACGCCCCGAUUCCAGUUACAAUCACUUCGCUCACGCGCUUAGCGGGACCUGUGCGACUGUCGCCCAUGACGCUGUUAUGACUCCCGCCGAUGCCAUCAAACAGCGUCUGCAGAUGUUCAACAGUCCAUAUCACAACACCUUGGACUGCCUACGAAGGGUUUGUCGGAAUGAAGGCUUCGGAAUCCUAUAUCGCGCCUAUCUCACCCAGCUCUCCACCAACGUACCCUUCCAAUGCAUCCAGUUUAUGACAUACGAGUUACUCCAGCAGAAAUUGAACCCCUCCAAGGAGUAUCUACCGUGGACGCACAUUAUCUCGGGCGGGUUAGCCGGUUCCACCGCUGCGGCCCUUACCACCCCAAUGGACGUGUGUAAAACUGUCCUUAACACGCAGACCUACGGUGGAAGCAGACCUGGUGGAGUGGGUGUUUCCAACGAGGCGAUUGUCCCGCCUGCCGCUAAGCCGGUCAUCAGGGGUCUCUUCGGAGCAUGUCGGGCGGUGGUGCAGUCUCAAGGUGCUUAUGGUCUCUUUCUGGGCAUGAACGCGCGUGUCGUGGCCGCUUUGCCAGGCACAGCCAUCUCUUGGUCCGUCUAUGAGUACUUCAAGUGGGCGCUCUCCAAGUCCACCGUCGAUUUCGGUGCCUCCCCCUACGUCCUCUGUUACCUUAGUAUGACAGAGAGCGAACAAUGGAAAAACCUCUUAGCGGAGCUUAAGGAAAUCGGUAAGGGUGUCCAGCCCAUCUCAUCAUUAAGUCAAGAUCAAGCUGCUGAAAAUCUGGCGUCCCCCGCAAUUGACGCAAACUCUUCCGAUUCCUCUCGUUUGCGUUGCCCAAAUGAUGAUCCUAGCGAUAGAACUGACAAUGAAGUUAGCAAGGCAGAGAAAUCAUACAUAAAUAAACUUCUCAACACAAAACUUGUGGAGACGCAAGCUAGCGAUAUCGAAAUGUUACGGGAAGAUCCAUCAAAUCCACUGCACUCAGUUAAAACCUUCCAGGAUUUAAAAUUGGAUCCUCGACUUUUAAAGGGUAUUGCAGCAUUAGGAUUUUACAAGCCAUCAGCCAUUCAGGAAAAAGCCCUCCCUUACCUGAUCGGUGACAGUCCACGCAAUAUGAUUGCUCAAGCGCAGUCGGGCACUGGCAAAACCGCCACUUUCCUCCUAGCAAUGCUGAGUCGCGUUGAUAUCACCUUCGAGCGAUGCCAGUGUCUCUGUAUGGCUCCUACUCGCGAACUAGCCAUACAGAUAGCCACUGUUGGCCGAGAAAUGUCUCGAUUUAUCCCAAAAAUCGCUUUUGGUCUGGCUAUCAGAGAAGAAAUCCCCGCUGUUGAUCAGGACGGCUAUGUCAAGAGUCAGAUAGUCAUUGGUACGGCGGGUACAGUGUCGUUGUGGAUGCGAGGGACAGGCCCCUAUCGUCUCGAUCCCCACGCCCUGCAGAUGUUCGUCCUUGACGAGGCAGACAUAAUGAUGGAAGAGUCUGGCUUCUUGCACACUUCCAGAAGGAUUGUGCAGAGACUACCGAAAACUUGUCAACUCCUCCUUUUUUCGGCUACCUACGACGAGGAAGUGAUUGAGUUUGCUAGAACCAUUAUCCCUGAUCCAGUAGAGUUUCGAGUGCGGCGCAAUCAGCUAACCUUGACCAAUAUCAAGCAAGUCUACCUCUUCGCCCCCACUACAGAGGAGAAGUACGAUCGUCUCAGCGAGAUUUAUGGCUCUUUCCACGUGGGCCAGGCCAUCAUCUUCUGUGCGACUCGACGGGAGGCUAGUUGGCUGCAGCGUCAAAUGACCCGCGACGGUCACAAGGUGGUCCUCCUCUCCGGCGAGCUGGAUGUGCGUCAACGCGAAGCUGUAAUUGAAGACUUCCGCAAAGCCAACUUCCGCGUUCUCAUCACUACAAACCUCUGCUCCCGUGGCCUUGAUGUUCCUCAGGUCAAUUUGGUUAUAAAUUGGCGACUGCCACUGGACAGGCAGGGUCGGGUGGACUGCGAAACCUACCUUCACCGCAUCGGCCGUUCCGGUCGCUUUGGCAAAGGCGGUCUGGCCAUAAACUUCGCUGGUCCUGCCGACGAGAAUUUGCUCCAACAAAUUGAAAACCACUUUGACAUAACUAUUCCAAUGUUGACCAACGAAACACUCAACGAUCUCUGA